Messenger RNA from Nerophis lumbriciformis (worm pipefish), 891 nucleotides. NCBI's taxonomy places the organism in Eukaryota, Metazoa, Chordata, Actinopteri, Syngnathiformes, Syngnathidae. The record is from RefSeq and is a predicted model, not a curated record.
AUGAGACGAGCGCUACAUUUUGUUUUUAAAAUUGGCGACCGAGCCAAAACGGCAACAUUUUACCGAGAUGUUUUGGGCAUGAAGGUUUUGCGCCACGAAGAGUUUGUCGAAGGCUGCAAAGCAACAUGCAACGGUCCCUAUGAUGGCAAAUGGAGCAAGACUAUGGUUGGUUUUGGUCCAGAAGACGACCAUUUUGUUGCUGAGCUCACCUACAAUUAUGGGGUGGGAGAUUACCAACUUGGUAAUGAUUUUUUGGGGCUGACCCUCCAGUCCAGCCAAGCCAUUAGCAAUGCCAAACGUUUGGGCUGGCCCCUCACAAAAGUGGGGGACGCAUUGUACCAGACACAGGCUCCAGGGGGGUAUCGCUUCUACCUAGUGGAUAAAGAACAGCCCCUCACAGAUCCUGUGCAGAAGGUUUGCCUUGGAGUAUCGGACCUCCUAAAGUCCACCCACUACUGGUCGACACUGUUGGGAAUGAAAGUGAUGGAAAAGAACGAAGACAAAAAAACAGUGCUGCUGGGAUUCGGAGACACGCAGUGUAAACUGGAGCUGUGUGACAUUAAUGGGACUGUGACUCAUGGAACAGCAUUUGGGAGGAUUGCCUUUUCAUGCCCCCGUGAUCAACUUCCGGACCUGGAAGCAUUGAUGAAAAAGGAGGAUCAGAACAUUCUCACACCAUUGGUGAGCUUGGACACUCCUGGAAAAGCCACCGUGGAAGUGGUAAUUCUGGCUGACCCUGAUGGUCAUGAGAUUUGCUUUGUUGGCGAUGAAGCAUUUCGACAGCUUUCGUUGGUGGAUGCUCAAGCAAAUGAGUUGCUUGAUAAGGCCAUGACUGAAGACAAAAGCAACGAGUGGUUUGCAAAGCACAACAGACAAAAAGCUGCUGCUUGA